Molecule: messenger RNA, 2906 nt
Organism: Zophobas morio
Lineage: Eukaryota; Metazoa; Arthropoda; Insecta; Coleoptera; Tenebrionidae
Product: serine/threonine-protein phosphatase 4 regulatory subunit 3-like
Exons: 6
Coding region: 1-2487 (828 amino acids)
Biological process (GO): DNA damage response; protein dephosphorylation
Cellular component (GO): protein phosphatase 4 complex; nucleoplasm
Molecular function (GO): protein phosphatase activator activity
Source: RefSeq, a predicted model, not a curated record
AUGCUUAAAUUAAAGUCCCUAAACUACAGUACUAUUUUAGUUUUGCGGACUUUGAACCUGUUCUGUGCUUUGAACUUGAACCUUGAACUAAUCAAACCUGUGAUCAAACUUGCCAACGUAAUAUUAACCGCACAACCGGAUUUUUGCGAGGUAAUGCUGAUUUACAAAAUCAUAACUGGCACAAAAAUGAAGGCGACGCUGUAUGCUUUGAAGCCGGAUAAGCCGUGGGACGACAGAGGCACAGGCGACGUCUCCAUUUCGUAUGUUGAUCGUCUCAAAGGCAAGUGUUUACUAGUCCGAUCGGAGAGCGACGAUUCUCUACUACUCGAAAUAAAAAUCCAGCCUGACACUACCUAUCGAAAACAGGAAGAUACUCUGAUUGUGUGGCCAGGGGAAGACGAGUUUGAUCUCGCUUUGAGCUUCCAAGAGAAGGAAAAGUGUGAUGAAAUUUGGGAACAGAUUUCUGAGGUGCAAAAGAAAAAUCAUUCAGUUGAAAUUACCCAAGACACUGUAGAAAAAUCUAAAAGUGAGCGCCUUGUUGUGCUUCCUUUCGAACUACCAAGUUGUGAAAUUAGCAACUUGGAAGAUAUUAAUAAAUUAUUUGAAAAACAUUUGGCUUUUUUAGUAAUGAGAAUAAAUUCAAAUUCAAGUAUUAUAGAAACUAGUUAUCUUCGUAAAUUGAUAAAUGUGUUUCAUAUGUGUGAAGAUCUGAAUGAUAUUGAAGGCUUACAUCAUUUAUACAAUAUAUUUAAGAAAAUUUUUAUGAUUAAGGACAAUGCACUGUUAGAAGCUAUGCUUAGUGAUGAGUUGAUAUUUGGCGUUGUUGGUUGUUUAGAGUAUGAUCCGUCAUCUUCAACGCAGAACCAUUACAGGGAGGACCUAAAACAGCAAGCCAUGUUUCGAGAAAAUAUCCCCAUUAAGAAUGCUGAGCUUUUAUCAAAGAUUCAUCUGACAUUUCGAGCUCAGUAUAUCCUGGAUGUAGUGUUGUCUCGCUCAUCUUCGUGGGUGAAAGGGUUACUGAGUGCUUUUAUAUCUAACAAUAAAAUUCACAUACUGUUGCUAAUUCAAGAGGAUGCGAAGUUUUUAACUGAACUUUUUACCAUGUUGACCGAUAUGAAUACGCUUGAUUCAAAUAGAAGGGACUUACUUUUAUUUCUAAAGGAAUUCUGUCAUUAUUCACAAAGUAUUGAUUGUCUAACCAGAGAAACUUUUUACAAAACACUAACCUCGUUUGAGGUGUUAGCUGCAUUAGAGAUUACAUUGGCCAUGAAUGACCAAAAGGUUAAGACUGCUUCCAUUGAUGUACUUACUUAUAUUGUGGACUUUUCACCAACUGUGAUUAGAGAAUACAUAUUAGACCAAGCAAAUAACACUGUGGAGGACAAAACAUUGUUGAACAUUAUCGUAGAACAGAUGAUCUGUGACAAUGAUUCACAAUUGGAUGGAGCAGUGCUACUGAUGGACAUAUUAAGGAUUCUUUUAGAUCCGGAAAAUAUGUUUUCCUCAGUAAACGAAUCACACAAAACUGAUUUUCUUAAUUUGUUCUACAAACAUAGUGUCCAAAUUUUAAUAGCGCCACUUAUGGAAAGCACAACGCAUGAUGAACCUCAAAGAGAGGACUCUCGAAGUGCGCAACAUUUGGGUUUAAUCUUGGAAUUGCUGUCUUUCUGUGUGAAUCAUCACACAGACUAUAUAAAAAACUUCAUUUUAGACAACGAUUUAUUGCGCCGAGUAUUAGUACUAAUGAAAUCAAAGCACAAAUUCUUAGUUUUAUGUGCUCUCAGGUUUAUGCGAAAGUUGAUUGCUUUGAAAGAUGAAGUUUUUAAUAGGUACAUAAUCGAGGGUAAUCAUUUCGCUCCUGUGGUGGACGCUUUCGUCCAAAACAAAGGCAGAUACAACAUGCUGGAUUCAGCCAUAAUCGAAAUGUUCGAGUUCAUCAAUGUCAAAGACAUUAAAAUUUUGUGUUCACAUGUCGUGGAGACCUACGGAAAGUCAUUCGAUAACAUUUGUUAUGUACGAACUUUCAAUGCGCUGAAACAAGAGAGGAACGUAACCGAAAACAACUCAGCACAGAAGUCAACAAUUAAUAGUAAUGAUGUUUCACGACCCCGUGUAGUAAUACGACGUAUCCAGUCGCAGUUUUUCAAGCGAUUUCAGUAUCGUCCAAGCAACAUCACGAAAAGGGCAAAAUUUCAUGGUGUGUUACUAAAUACCGGACAGAAAACUUACGAGAUAAUUUUAGAAAUUGGCAAUGGACAAAUUACAUUAACGUCGAUAAAUUUGAGAUAUCGGACAAUACAGUUAACGAAAAUAAACAAUGCAAUUCAUACCGAAAACCGAAUCUAUCUUUAUUUUGGGAAUAAUUACAAAUUCGAACUUACCUUUGUAUUGGAAAAACAUCAACUACAACAAGCGUUCACACUACUGGAGCCAAUGAUUCAGGGCAGAUCUGAUCAAAUACAUCCCACACCACCACAUUCGGAAUAAGAAAAUUGCUCCCAUAGACUGUCCUCAGUAAAAAUGUAAGUAACAGACACACGCAAUACUAUUAACCAUCAUAUUCCAAAUAAAUAAAUUAGUACUCUGCGUGAAACAUUUGUUUUCACAAUAGGCAAAUGAAAAUAUGCUGAAAAUCCUGAUCUAAAACGAAGAACAUUAACGGGUUUUAAUUGAUAGUGCAAUGAUUAUGUGUUUGUCCUUGAGUCCGAGAAGUCAUUUGAAGCUGACAUAAUAGUUCCUAAAUAGAUUACCAUUAGUUUUAAGAAUAACUAAAAAACGGGCGAAUGUGUAUAUAAAUUAAACGAACCCACAAUUAAAAGCUACACACCUACAAGAAUGUGUAACUUUUAGUCAGCUUCGUCUAUUUAUUACGCAAAAUGGCAGCCCUAUAUUUUUUAUACAAGUCA